Messenger RNA from Dreissena polymorpha, 926 nucleotides. Its product is annotated as BTB/POZ domain-containing protein 2-like. The record is from RefSeq and is a predicted model, not a curated record. NCBI's taxonomy places the organism in Eukaryota, Metazoa, Mollusca, Bivalvia, Myida, Dreissenidae. Gene Ontology annotation, biological process: neurogenesis. The transcript has 3 exons. The coding region runs from base 6 to 926 and encodes 306 amino acids. Gene Ontology annotation, cellular component: cytosol. Gene Ontology annotation, molecular function: protein binding.
GUACCAUGGAAAAAAACGAAAACUCUUCCUGGUUAUCUUCAUCAAACAUAAACAUGCUUGAGAAACAUAUUCUCUGUGACGUCACACUUUCUGCUGGGAAUGGUAAUCAACCAAUCCAAUGUCAUAAAUGCAUCCUCGCGAGUCGCAGUCCUGUUUUUGAAGCCAUGUUCUGUGGGCCGCUUGCCGAAUCCAAACAGGUUAUCGAGAUGCCAGAUAUAGAGGAAUCGGUUCUGAGCUGCUUUGUCAGGUAUAUGUAUAGUGGUAUGGUUGAUCUCACCAACAACACAGUUAUGCACAUUUUGUAUGCGGCGAAAAAGUAUGAUGUGCCUGAUUUACAGUCCAAGUGCAGAUCAUUCUUGUCCAAAAUCAUGUCUACCAAAAAUAUUAGCAUCACACUUAAUCAGGCAAUAGAUUUUGACGAUUCGAUUCUGCAAACUAUGUGCUUGGAUUUCAUUGUGAAACAGUCAGAUGGAGUUUUGAAAUCGGAUUCAUUUGUCGAAAUGUCUCGAUCGGCGCUAAAGGCAGUUUUAAUGUGCGAUACCUUUGGUGUCAGCGAGGAUCAACUUUUCCUUGCAUGCAAGCGAUGGGCCCAACACGCAUGCGAGUCUGCUGGUCGGGAAGUGACGGAUGAGAACUUGCGCCAAACUCUUGGGGAAGACCUUGUCAACCUUAUCAGAUUUCCUGCUAUGCCUAUGAAGGAGUUCUCUGAAUAUGUUGCUACUGGCACAUUUCUUAGUCAGACGGAAACUUUAAAUGAGUUUCGUUCCAUAGCUGAACUUAAUAUUCAGAGAAUAGUGAGAAAAAGUCAUGGUUGGAUGUCCUAUUUGGAGAAGCACUUCCAGAUCUCUGGUAAGUGGGAUAGUGUGAGCACCAAUCAGAGUCGCAUACGCGGGAAUGUGAGAAACGAGAACAUGUCGCCUAGCUGA